AAACCAGAAAGUAAAACCCAUUUUCUAGAACAGCAUGAAUUUCACGCCACUUUCCUCCCUUAUAACUGUGUUACAACUUUUCCAUAUUCGUCAAAAACCACAACAGAGGCUGGAAGAACAACGCCGCCUGUUUCCUUUUUAACGUUAUAUAUAUUAAUAUAAUAUGUAAAGCCGUCCAAAGAAAACCAGCGAAAACUAGUCUUAGAUGGUUUUCUCUUGAGUUUAGUCAAACACUGUGUCGCUGUUUUCUCCUAUAAAUAUGGAUUCAUCUGUCCCUUCUUGUUGUGACACGUUUCCCUCUAUAAUUGUAUGGAUUCAGUUCAUGGUUCGUUCUCUUCGUCGUCUUCUGUGAAUUCACGUUUCUUGGAAUCUUCAAAUUCUGGAAUUUCGGGGAUCAAAAAGUUUUCGUCGGUGAGUUUUAGUUCAAGUUCGCUUUCCAGUUCUAGUAAGGGAUCUCCUAGGAAAGGUAAUUUGAUGGGGUCAUCUUCUGAUAACACAAAACCGAAGAUCGUCAACGGCCCUGCUGGUUAUGUUCUUGAAGAUGUUCCGCAUUUAUCUGAUUAUAUUCCUAAUCUUCCUACAUAUUCUAAUCCACUGCAAGACAAUCCUGCGUACUCGGUUGUUAAGCAGUACUUUGUUCAUGUGGAUGACACUGUUCCACAAAAGAUUGUUGUUCACAAGAAUUCUCCUAGAGGAAUUCAUUUUCGACGAGCUGGACCUCGUCAAAAGGUGUAUUUUGAGGCUGAUGAAGUCCAUGCUUGUAUUGUAACCUGUGGUGGCCUAUGCCCUGGACUAAACACGGUGAUUAGAGAAAUAGUGUGCACCCUCUACCAUGCAUAUGGAGUGAAGAAAGUGCUGGGAAUAGACGGAGGAUACAGAGGCUUCUAUGCUAAAAAUACAAUUCCUUUAACUCCCAAGGUCGUGAAUGACAUCCAUAAACGUGGUGGAACUAUUCUCGGUACUUCACGAGGUGGCCAUGAUACCUCCAAGAUAGUUGACAGCAUUCAGGAUCGAGGAAUCAAUCAGGUUUACAUAAUUGGAGGAGAUGGUACCCAGAAAGGAGCAUCCGUUAUAUAUGAGGAAGUUAGAAAACGUGGUCUCAAAGUUGUAAUUGCUGGAAUUCCCAAAACCAUCGAUAAUGACAUUCCGGUUAUUGACAGAUCCUUUGGCUUUGACACUGCUGUCGAGGAAGCUCAACGUGCUAUUAAUGCAGCACAUGUUGAAGCUGAAAGUAUUGAGAAUGGUAUAGGACUUGUUAAGUUGAUGGGUCGCUACAGUGGUUUUAUUGCAAUGUAUGCUACUCUUGCAAGCCGUGACGUGGACUGCUGCUUAAUUCCUGAGUCACCCUUUUAUCUUGAAGGGGAGGGUGGACUUUUUGAAUAUAUUGAGCACCGGCUUAAAGAAAAUGGGCAUAUGGUUAUUGUGACAGCUGAAGGUGCAGGACAGGACUUGGUUUCGGACAGCUUGAAUUCAAUGUCCCAGAAGGAUGCUUCAGGAAACAAACUUCUCCAAGAUGUUGGCCUGUGGUUAUCACAGAAAAUUAAGGAUCAUUUUUCAAAGCAAAAUAAGAUGGUGAUAAACCUUAAAUAUAUUGAUCCUACUUACAUGAUUCGUGCUAUUCCAAGCAAUGCAUCUGAUAAUGUGUACAGCACACUUCUCGCUCAAAGUGUUGUACAUGGAGCCAUGGCUGGCUACACUGGGUAUACCAGCGGUCUUGUGAACGGCAGACAAACUUACAUACCCUUCUAUCGAAUCAAUGAAAAACGGAAUAAGGUGGUGAUUACUGAUAGGAUGUGGGCAAGGCUGCUGUCGUCAACAAAUCAACCGAGCUUUUUGAAGCCUAAGGAUGUGAUUGAAGACAAGCAAGGGGAAGUGGCAUCGGCACCAGCUCAAUUGUUGGAGGACGAGAUUAGUCAUGAUGACAAUCUGGUGAACAAAGAGGUUUACCAAAAUAACAAGUGAUUUGAUAGUAUUUGUGAUUUUGAUUGGCAUUUCAUACUACGGAGCUUUGUUUGUAUAUUUAUAAUUUAAUAUUAUUAUUACCAUUAAUAAUCAAAGUAUUGUUUAUUUAACUAGCUCCCUUGAUGUUUGUCGCGUGAAGGGAAGCCAAUAGCUUUUAUUCAAAUAAUUAUGUGGUGAGAUGAGGGGCAGGAUCCUACUUAAUUCCUCAUGCUUUGUUCGAUUUUACAAUAUUAUCGAGACAAUGCAUUAUUUAGUAUUGGAAGUUUGGAACAA
Molecule: messenger RNA, 2235 nt
Organism: Mangifera indica (mango)
Lineage: Eukaryota; Viridiplantae; Streptophyta; Magnoliopsida; Sapindales; Anacardiaceae
Product: ATP-dependent 6-phosphofructokinase 3-like
Exons: 13
Coding region: 310-1962 (550 amino acids)
Biological process (GO): glycolytic process; fructose 6-phosphate metabolic process
Cellular component (GO): cytoplasm
Molecular function (GO): ATP binding; 6-phosphofructokinase activity
Source: RefSeq, a predicted model, not a curated record